AUGAGUCAUACCAGCUUUCAAGGGCCACUUCGCGGCGAAUACGUGAUCGCCGGCGCGCACGCGUCCACUGGGGGGGCGAUCCACUUCAAUUUUGGCGCUGAUGCCCCGCCGCGAUCUACCCGACCCUUCUCGACCGUCCCCUUCCCACCGGAUCCCAAGUUUGUCGAGCGGACGGACAUCUUACUCUGGCUGCGAGAUCAAACGGCGCAGCCGGGCAGCCGGGCUACGCUCGUCGGGCUCGGCGGCAUCGGGAAAUCACAGGUCGCGAUCCAUUACGCGCACGAAGUCCGACGGGCGUCACCAGAUCCCUGGGUUUUCUGGGUGCAUGCGAGCUCCAGAGCCCGUUUCGAAGAGGCAUACCGAAACAUCGCCGAUAAACUGCAGCUUCCCGGACGAGAUGAUCCACAGCGCAACGUGCUCCAGCUGGUGCAUGCCUGGCUAUGCGACGAAGAAAACGGACCAUGGAUGAUGGUGCUCGACAACGCCGACUGCGUUGAGGUGUUCUUUCCGAGACGGGACGCUCAUGGCUCACGCGACCAGCCGCUGGCGUCAUUCCUACCAAAGACCGGCCGCGGAUCGAUCAUCAUCACAUCCCGCAACACGGAUGCGGCGGAGAGGCUGGCCGGUCUGGGUGCCAUCUACAAUGUGCCGACGAUGGAGAAAAGCCAAGCCCUGCAGCUUCUCCAGAUCAGGCUCGGGGAGGAUGGGGCCGAGGACAAUGUGGCGAUGUCAGAUCUAGUUGAUGAUCUAAACUACAUGCCGCUUGCAAUAACCCAGGCUGCCGCUUACAUCAAGCGAAGGGGGCCGCGUAUGUCGGUAUCGGCUUACCUGGAUGAGUUCCGGAGAAGCGAUAAGAAGAGAGCAAGCCUCCUCAACAGAGAUGCAGGUGACCUCCGUCGGGACGAGUCCGCCUCCAAUUCGAUCGUGACCACGUGGCAGGUCACUUUCGACCAGAUCCGUCACGAGAGGCCAUCUGCCGCCGACCUGCUGUCCUUCAUGAGCUUCUUCAAUCCCCAAGGUAUCCCCGAAUCGGCGCUUCAAGCCUAUGCAUGCGACCGUGGGCCAGACGGCGAGGGUGAUCUUGAUGAGAACCUUGAUGAGGACCUUGACGAGGACCUUGAGACCCUUCGCGGGUACUCAUUGGUGGCGAUGACAGCCGAUAGUGAAUCAUUCGAGAUGCAUGCCUUGGUGCAAUUUUGCACGCGGGUGUGGCUAUCAUCAUUCUGCGAUACACAGCGGUGGGAGCGGAAGUUUCUGAAAGUGAUAUCAGAGCUAUAUCCAUCAGGGGAGUAUGAAAACUGGGUGAAGUGUCAGAGUUUGGAUCCCCAUAUCGAAGGGAUUGUUCAAGAAGAGCCAGAUGAUGGGGAAGAUGCUUUGAAGUAUGCUAUGCUCCUUUGUAAUGCAGGAUGGUAUCGAUCGGGGAGAGGAAAGCACGAGGAGGCGGAGCCGAUGAACCGACGAGCUCUCGAGGUGAGGGAGAAGGUGCUCGGUAGAGAACAUCCAGACACGCUCACGAGCGUCAGCGAUCUUGCAUUGGUACUGCAAGAUCAGGGAAAGUACGAGGAGGCGGAGCAGAUGAACCGACGAGCUCUCGAGGCGAGGGAGAAAGUGCUUGGUAGAGAACAUCCAGACACGCUCACAAGCAUCAGCAAUAUUGGAUUGGUGCUGCAAUACCAGGGAAAGUACGAAGAGGCGGAGCCGAUGAUCCGACGAGCUCUCGAGGGAUAUGAGAAGGUGCUUGGUAGAGAGCAUCCAGACACGCUCACGAGCGUCAACAAUCUUGGAUUAGUGCUGCAAUCCCAGGGAAAGUACGAAGAGGCAGAGCAGAUAAACCGACGAGCUCUUGAGGUGAGGGAGAAGGUGCUUGGUAGAGAACAUCCACACACGCUCACAAGCAUCAGCAUUCUUGGAUUGGUGCUGCAAUACCAGGGAAAGUACGAAGAGGCAGAGCCGAUGCACCGACGAGCUCUCAAGGCGAAGGAGAAGGUGCUGGGUAGAGAGCAUCCAGACACGCUCGCGAGCGUCAACAGUCUUGGGUCGGUGCUGCAAUACCAAGGAAAGAACGAAGAGGCGGAGCAGAUGAUCCGACGAGCUCUCGAGGCGAGGGAGAAAGUGCUCGGUAGAGAGCAUCCACACACGCUCACGAGCGUCGGCAAUCUUGGGUCGGUGCUGCGAUACCAGGGAAAGUACAAGGAGGCGGAGCAGAUGAACCGACGAGCUCUCGAGGCGAAGGAGAAGGUGCUGGGUAGAGAGCAUCCAGACACGCUCGCGAGCGUCAACAAUCUUGGGUCGGUGCUGCAAUACCAGGGAAAGUACGAAGAGGCGGAGCCGAUGAUCCGACGAGCUCUCAAGGGGUAUGAGAAGAUCGCCACAUACACAAACAUUUACUCCGACUCACAUGUCGGCACCAUCGUGGUCGCUGGGUCGCACGAUUGGCUCGAGGACAAGAAAAUACACAUUUUCAUUGAAAUCCUCCAGGUCACCCGUGGCCUGUCGAGAUACGGCGAAUCCUGGUUCGGGUCGAGCGGGAGAUUCGAGCCGAGAUGCGACGGGAACUCCACUCCUGGCCCAUCGCUGCUCCCCAAGCGAGCGCUACCACGACUCCCUCCAGAAGAGGCUCAUCGGUACCUGCGACUGGAUCCUCGACCGGCCGAUAAGAGCAGCGGCUGA
Molecule: messenger RNA, 2670 nt
Organism: Fusarium falciforme
Lineage: Eukaryota; Fungi; Ascomycota; Sordariomycetes; Hypocreales; Nectriaceae
Product: NACHT domain-containing protein
Exons: 4
Coding region: 1-2670 (889 amino acids)
Cellular component (GO): kinesin complex
Molecular function (GO): protein binding
Source: RefSeq, a predicted model, not a curated record